UAAGGCGUGAAAUCAAACGUCUGGUGAUGCAGACUUUUUGCCAAUUUCGGUAAAAAAUAUAAAACAAUACGAAAAUGCCGGCUGAAAUGUAUAAAGUUGAACCGUUCUAUGAACAUUCCUCUAAAGUAGAACUCCCGAAUGUUAUGUACACAGUGAAAAGUUUUUACGAACCUUCUGCAUCAGCCACGGAAAUGAACACAUCAAAUCUAGACCAAUUUAGUGCCUUAGAGUUAAGGCAGGAUAAAAUACUCACGAAACUUGCUGAUCUGCGUCAAACCCUGGACCAGCUGACGGGUCGUUACCAGGUUACCCAGCCCUCCUCAGCCUCAGUAACCAAAACAGUGACAACGUCUCCAGUUAAACAGACUUCAGAUGCCAAGAUUAAGAGUCCAUUGGGUUCAGGUAUACAUGACAUUGUAAUAAACGCAGACCCUUCUUGUCCGCCCCUUAGCUUGUUUGUGCUGUUUGAGAUGUUGAAACAGAAGUAUAAAGUCCUGGCUACAUCAUAUAUUCACUCCUCUGUGAAAGCCGACAAGAGUCUCUGUGAUAUCAUCAAGAACGGUUGCCAGGUUACCAGAGGAGAGCAUGACAUAGCACUGUCGGUUGUGUGGAAAAAAGUGGAGAGAGGACCAGAGCUAAUAGUAUCUCCAGCUAAACAGUCUGUAAUAACAGGGGAGGUAAAUAUAGCCAGGUAUAUCAACAGGCUUCUCUCCCCUUCAUUUGAUACAGAAGAUAUCGUCAUGGCAACAUACUGGGAUGAAUGGCUAGAUGUCGCAGAUAUGUCCUUGAUAAAUGGCAAUACAAAACAGAGAACAUCAGCUGUAAAAAAUUUGAAUGCCAGAUUUAAAAGAAAUGAUUGGAUAGUAGGACCUGAAUUCUCAUUGGUUGAUGCAGUCAUGUGGUCAGCCCUCAGCCAAUCGCCCCAGGCUGGUAGUGCUCCAGAAAAUGUACAGAAAUGGAUGAAAAGAUGUAGUGCUUUACCACUUUUUAAGAAUGUACCAUCCAUUUGAUGAUAAUUUUGUACCUAGACAUUGCCAAAUGAUAAUUUAUUGACAGACAUAUAACUUUUUGUGUGGAAAUUGCUUUGCCAUGGUCUGUAUGAUAUACUGAAAACACCAGAUAUGAAUAUUUUAUGCACCAAAUAUAAACAUUGAUAUUUCCUGUGUGAAAACAGCUUACAGAUUAAAGAAUUAAUUUAUGA
Mercenaria mercenaria is the source of this 1201-nucleotide messenger RNA. Its product is annotated as aminoacyl tRNA synthase complex-interacting multifunctional protein 2-like. Gene Ontology annotation, cellular component: aminoacyl-tRNA synthetase multienzyme complex. NCBI's taxonomy places the organism in Eukaryota, Metazoa, Mollusca, Bivalvia, Venerida, Veneridae. The transcript is spliced from 4 exons. The record is from RefSeq and is a predicted model, not a curated record. Bases 75 to 1010 code for a protein of 311 amino acids.